AUGUUACCGGUGCAGAUUUUAAAAGAAAAUGCUCAAGAAGAACGAGGCGAAAGUGCGAGGCUUUCUUCAUUUGUCGGCGCAAUAGCCAUCGGAGACUUAAUAAAAUCUACACUGGGACCAAAAGGAAUGGAUAAAAUAUUAUUGAGUGGUGAAGGAGAGCAACAAAAUGUUCAGGUUACGAAUGAUGGUGCCACAAUUCUAAAAUCUAUCGGGGUUGAUAAUCCAGCAGCUAAAGUUCUUGUAGAUAUAUCAAUGACACAAGAUGCAGAAGUGGGAGAUGGUACAACUUCAGUUGCAGUUCUUGCUUCAGAACUUUUGAAAGAAGCGGAAAAGAUGGUCGCAAUGCGUAUUCAUCCUCAAGUGAUUAUCUCCGGCUACAGAAAAGGGCUGCAAAUUGCUCAGGAUGCUUUACGGGCUUCAUUAGCAAUUUCAUUUAGUGCCAACAUGCGCGAUGACCUUUUAAAAAUAGCCUGUACAACGUUGGGCUCCAAAAUUUUGUCACAGCACAAGGAACAUUUUGCUGAACUUGCCGUUGACGCAGUAUUGCGUUUAAAAGGUUCUGGAUCUUUGGAAGCAAUUCAGAUUAUUAAGAAACUCGGUGGCUCACUGAACGAUAGUUACCUUGAUGAAGGUUUUCUGUUGGAGAAAAGGCCUGGAAUGUAUCAACCCAAAAGGGUCGAGAACGCAAGGAUCUUAAUUGCAAAUACUGCAAUGGAUACUGAUAAGGUUAAAGUUUUUGGUUCGCGGGUCAGAGUUGAGUCUGUGGCAAAAGUAGCCGAGUUAGAAGCAGCUGAAAAAGAAAAAAUGAAAGACAAAGUGAACAAAAUUAUUGCGCAUAACAUUAACGUUUUCAUCAAUCGGCAACUGAUUUAUAAUUAUCCUGAACAGCUUUUCGCAGAUGCCAACAUCAUGGCAAUUGAACAUGCGGAUUUUGAAGGGAUUGAGCGUCUUGCGUUAGUGCUUGGUUUAGGUCAAAUUCGUUCUUUUUUCAAGUCAUUAGUUAAACUAGGUAGUUGUGACCUCAUAGAAGAGGUCAUGAUUGGAGAGGAUCGUCUUUUAAGGUUCUCAGGUGUUCCUCGAGGAGAGGCAUGCUCUAUUGUUUUACGUGGGGCAACCCAACAAAUAUUGGACGAAGCUGAAAGGUCUUUACAUGAUGCACUGUCGGUUCUGGUAACACAUGUGAAGGAGUCGCGCACUGUUGUUGGUGCUGGAGCAGCCGAAAUUUUAAUGAGCUCAGCAGUACUGGUUGAAAGUCAAAAGGUUUCUGGGAAAGAAGCGAUUGCUGUUGAAGCGUUUGGACGAGCGUUAGCUCAGCUUCCGACCAUUAUUUGCGACAAUGCUGGGCUGGAUAGCGCUGAGCUUGUGUCGCAAUUGAGAGCCAAGCACGCAACUGGUUUCCAUACAAUGGGAAUAGACAUUGAGAACGGCUCUGUAGGGGAUGUAGAGAAGCUGGGAGUAAUUGAAUCCUAUAGCGUUAAGAUGUGUAUGCUUUCUAGCGCUGCUGAAGCUGCCGAACAAAUCCUUCGCGUUGAUAAUAUCAUUAAAUGUGCUCCACGACCACGUCCGCCUGACCGAAGACCAUGUUAG
Enterobius vermicularis (human pinworm) is the source of this 1587-nucleotide messenger RNA. NCBI's taxonomy places the organism in Eukaryota, Metazoa, Nematoda, Chromadorea, Rhabditida, Oxyuridae. The record is from the annotation of a GenBank genome assembly.